Ilex paraguariensis (yerba mate) is the source of this 1393-nucleotide messenger RNA. The record is from the annotation of a GenBank genome assembly. NCBI's taxonomy places the organism in Eukaryota, Viridiplantae, Streptophyta, Magnoliopsida, Aquifoliales, Aquifoliaceae.
CCAUUCGACAGACUGCCAAAGUAAUUGAUGGGAAGUCGAUUGCUGAUGAAAUUAGACUAGGAAUUACCAGUGAAGUAAGCAGGAUGAAGAAAUCCACUGGGAAGGUUCCUGGCUUAGCUGUAGUUUUGGUGGGUCAAAGAAAGGACUCUCAGACUUAUGUUCGCAACAAAACAAAAGCUUGUGAAGAGGCUGGAAUGAAAUUUGUGAUUACCGAACUGCCUGAUAACUGUACAGAAAUACAAGUUUGUAAUGCUUUGUCAAGUUAUAAUGAGAAUCCAUCAAUUCAUGGUAUUCUUGUACAGCUUCCUCUGCCACAGCAUUUGGACGAGGGCAAGGUUUUGGAUCUGCUGAGGCUGGAAAAAGAUGUGGACGGCUUCCAUCCUCUGAACAUGGGGAAUCUAGCAAUGAGGGGAAGGGAACCGUUGUUCAUUCCUUGUACUCCAAAAGGUUGCAUUGAGUUGCUGCUCAGGUCGGAUGUGAAAAUAAUGGGGAAGAAAGCUGUUGUGAUUGGGAGGAGCAACAUUGUUGGGUUACCUGCAUCCUUGCUAUUGCAGAGGCACCAUGCUACAGCAACCUUAGUGCAUGCAUUCACAAAGAAUCCAGAGCAGGUCACCCGUGAAGCAGAUAUUGUGCUCACAGCAGUGGGAGUGCCAAAUCUAGUCCGUGGCUCCUGGCUAAAGCCCGGUGCAGUUGUUAUUGAUGUUGGAACAUAUCCAGCGGAGGAUUCCAAUAACGAGCAUGGCUACCGUCUCAUGGGAGAUGUCUGUUAUGAAGAAGCAGUGAACGUAGCUUCGGCAAUCACCCCUGUGCCCGGGGGAGUGGGACCUAUGACAAUUGCCAUGCUGCUCUCCAACACUCUUGAAUCUGCCAAGCGUGCACUCAACUUUGCAUGACAAGUACUCGUGUUUCUGCAAGGGUUAUACGAGUCUAUGCUUCAUCGUGUGAUAAACAUGUACAUUUGGCAACUGUGUUGUACGGGCGCACAAGCUUGCCUGCAAGUAAUCCCACCUCAAACUUCGAUCUCGUGAUAAAUCUGCUCAAACUUCCAUCUUCAGGAUAAGUCAUGCGCUUUAAAUAGUUUAUAAUCGGAUUUUAGGACAACAGGAUAGAUCUCAGUUCUGUCCACUCAUUCAUGCGUCUUGAUUAUUAGAUGCCAAACUGGGUAACGACAUGGGAGAACCGGGCUUUUCCUAAGAAUCACUACAGUUUUCCCACUGCCUUUUAUGGUUGUUUGCACCAACAAUCUCCUCCAUUUACCAACCAAAUCUCUCGGUUUUAAAGCAAUAUAUUGGAAGCAGCUGUAGGUCAUAGUACAUAAGAAGGCGAGGGCGGAUUUUCAGUCUCUGUUCUGAAUCAGAUACAUAUAGUUUCUCGGGACAAUAUUGAUAAAGGG